AGAAACAAAGGAAGGAAGAAACGGAAAGACAAGAUGAAAGACGAAUAGACUAAGAAAACAAUAGCAGAUUGCUUAAAAUCGUACUUUUUAUUUUUAAAAUAUAGAUACCUCUCUUCCUCUGCAUGAUUUUCAUUUUAUUUUAUGCAAGUUAUUUUUUAACAAAACGGAAACAUACGGAAAUCAUUCACAGUUAAGUCACAUCUUUGAAGCCUUUUUACUUGGCAGCUAACUUUGUUGUUCCGCUUCCCGAGAGAAUAACAGAUUUUUGUUGUUAUUUUUUGUAAUAUUUUGAUGAAAAGACAAACAAGAAGGGCAAAGCGAGGUGAUUGUUACAGAGGGAACACUCCCGGAGCACAUCUUGCGUUUUAGGGGAGAGCUGCGCGCGCUGAGUACCCUAAUGGUGCCCCGGCUCGAGACGUUCAACCGGCUGCUGCUGCUCGCGCUGGUAUGCGGGCUCUGCACGCGGGGGGCGACGCAGGACAUCAAAGCAGAGGCAUGGCUGCAGCAGUACGGCUACCUGCCGCCAGGUGACCUCCGCGCCCACUCCAUCCGCUCGCCACAGUCUGUCACCUCCGCCAUCGCCGCCAUGCAGCAGUUCUACGGCCUGACUGUCACUGGCAGCCUGGACCCCAGCACGCUGGCGGCGAUGAAGCGGCCGAGGUGUGGGGUCCCAGACAAGUUUGGGGCAGAGCUGAAGAGCAACCUGAGGAGAAAACGCUACGUCAUUCAGGGGCUGAAGUGGGAAAAGACAGAGAUCACCUUCAGCAUACAGAACUACACCCCUAAGGUGGGGGAGUAUGAGACAUUCCAGGCCAUCCGAAAGGCCUUCAAGGUGUGGGAAAGUGUGACCCCCCUGCGAUUCCGGGAGAUUCCCUACCACCGCAUCCGUGACAAGGUGGAGAACUUCGCCGACAUCAUGCUCUUCUUCGGCGAGGGUUUCCACGGUGACAGCACCCCUUUCGACGGGGAAGGGGGCUUCCUGGCCCACGCGUACUUCCCCGGCCACGGCAUAGGGGGCGACACUCACUUUGACGCCGCGGAGCCCUGGACCUCGGGCAACACAGACCAGGGCGGUAAUGACGUGUUCCUGGUGGCGGUGCAUGAGCUGGGCCACGCCCUGGGGCUGGAGCACUCCAGCGUGCCCACAGCCAUCAUGGCGCCGUUCUACCAGUGGAUGGACACCGAGAACUUCAUCCUGCCCGAGGACGACCGGCUCGGCAUCCAGCAGAUCUACGGAUCAAGGUCUGGUGGGCCGCCCCCUCCACCCCCUCCACCCCCCCGUCCCACUCGACCGCCCUACAAGCCUGACCAGCCCUCCUCUGGCCCUGAUGUCUGUGACGGUCACUUCGACACCAUCGCCAUCCUUAGAGGAGAGAUGUUUGUCUUCAAGGAAAAGUGGUUGUGGCGGGUGCGUGAUAACAGGGUGUUGGAAGGGUACCCCACGGCCAUGGGCCAGUUCUGGAGGGGGCUGCCUGCCUCCAUCAACGCUGCCUAUGAGCGGGCUGACGGCAAAUUCGUCUUUUUCAAGGGAGACAGACACUGGGUGUUCACCGAGUCGAACCUGGAGCCAGGGUACCCCAAGCCCCUGAAGGAGCUGGGCAGCGGGCUCCCCAAAGACCGACUGGACUCUGCCCUCUACUACACCCCCACCGGCAUGACCUACUUCUUCAGAGGAAACAAAUAUUACAGAUUCAAUGAGAAGACCCGCACCGUGGACCCAGAGUACCCCAAACCCAUCAGCGUGUGGCAGGGUGUGCCCGACAACCUCAAAGCUGCAUUCAUGAGCAAGGAUGGAGCAUACACAUACUUUUACAAGGCCAACAAGUACUGGAAGUUCAAUAACCAGCAGCUGAAGGUGGAGCCCGGCUUCCCCAAAUCUGUGCUGCGCGAUUGGAUGGGCUGCCAAGGGGAGGACCCCAAAAAGGGAGGGACGGACGAAGAGGUCAUCAUCAUUGAGGUGGAGGAGGAGGGCGGGGCGGGGGCGGCGGCCGUGGUGGUGCCCCUCCUGCUGUUGCUAUGUGUGAUCUGUGCCCUGGGGGCGGUGCUGUUCUUCCGCAGGUACGGCACCCCACGCCGCCUCCUGUACUGCCAGCGAUCCCUGCUCGACAAGGUGUAGAGAAAGGGAGAGGGAGAGAGGGAGGGAGAGGGAGAGAGAGAGAGAGGGAGAGAAGGGAUGGGAGGGGAGAGGGAGAGAGAGAGAGGGGCUGGGAGGGGAGAGGAUGGUUUGGAAGUGUGGAAAAGAGGGAGACGAAGAAGGAAGGGGGAUGGACCAGAGGAGAAAGAAAGGGAGAUUCAAAUGUGCAUUUGUAUCUUUUCAUAUCUAUGUGUACAGUCAUGUACCCUGAGACCAGAACGGUUCCACAUAGCAUGGAGAGGGAGAAAAACACACACAUCUACCUCUCUCGCACAUUCAUUUCAUUCCUUUACAAAAAUCUGUCAGACCUUGGACGAGCAGUUCAGCUGAACAAACUCCAAAUUUCACCCCCCUCUCUCUCCUCAUCCCAGUUGUCUCUCCUCCCAGCAGACGACACCAGCUGAAUUGCUGUUUAUUUAGUAUUUUUAAAUGUUUUUAGGGUUUUUUGUUCCUCAUAGUUUUUCAUUGUAAAACUCAGGCCUGAGUCGCAGAUUUCCUCCACCAUGUUAAACCCCAGCACCCUGCCUGGCUCCCGGCCCACGCAGAGUUUAGACAGACAGACAGUGCAGUUCUGUUCCAGAGCUGGAACAGGCUGGCCUUCUCCUGCCCGCGUUUCAGACCAUCCUCCACACUGCUGUACAUCUCAGCUCAGAUCAAAUCCACACAGCACAGCUUAGACCUACAGACAGGAACAGCACAGCACAAAUGCACAGUCUGGGUUCAUACUUAGGGACCGUUCAACAGGAUCCAGCAGCCCUUUACAGCAUAAUGCAAUAUAUUUUUAUUUUACUGGCUGUACUGAUCAAGCUCAAAAUGAUGGUAGCGAUGAUAGUGAUGUUAGCACCUAUUAUAUACCGUUGAGACCAGGUGGCCCUUAAGAGCUACAAUACAGCAGGGUUUCCAGCACCCUUCACAUCACCCGCACUCUCAGAACCGGAGAGGGAUCUGAAAUCAGCUCAACCACAACAGUGAGUGCUGAAUCAGGUGGUUAUUUGCUUUGCUGGAGUGAGGGUCUGCAGACUCCCUGGGCUCUCUGGGUGAGGGGGAGUGGCCCUGGUCUAGGCAAAUCUAUCACAGAAUCGCAGUCCAGACUAAUCCAGCACAGAGCCUUGCAGUCUACAUUAAUCUCACACAGUGUUGUAGGAUAGAUUAAAUCAUCACAUAGCACUGCAGUCUACACUAAUCUGGCGCACAGCAUUGCAGUCUAGAUUAAUCCAGCACAGAGUGCCGCAGGCUAGAUUAAUCCAACACAGAGUGCCGCAGGCUAGAUUAAUCCAACACAGAGUGCCGCAGGCUAGAUUGGCCCAGCACAGAGUGCCGCAGGCUAGAUUGGCCCAGCACAGAGUGUGGUAGGCUAGAUUGGCCCAGCACAGAGUGUGGUAGGCUAGAUUGGCCCAGCACAGAGUGUGGCCAGAUGAAAUCAGCACAGGGGAGCUCUUUCACUUUCAAGGCAGCAUUAGAAUCAUCUAGUCAGGCCGACGAGCCUUCAAACAUUAUCUGAAACGCAGAAAGCGAAAACUAACAGACAUAUCCAAAAAUCAGUGGUGUGGAAAUACUGAGACAGGGAGGUGUGUAUGGAGGGAGGGAGAGAGGUGGAGCAAGAAAAAGGGAGAGAGGGAGGGAUGAAGAGAAAGAGAGAGCAAAAGAGUAACACCCACACAUCACAUCCUCAGUGCUCCUCACCCGACCCACACCGCCACCCCCCCCCCAACACCCCCCAAUUCCCACACACACC
Molecule: messenger RNA, 3869 nt
Organism: Megalops cyprinoides (Indo-Pacific tarpon)
Lineage: Eukaryota; Metazoa; Chordata; Actinopteri; Elopiformes; Megalopidae
Gene: mmp14a
Product: matrix metallopeptidase 14a (membrane-inserted)
Exons: 10
Coding region: 398-2116 (572 amino acids)
Biological process (GO): collagen catabolic process; skeletal system development; zymogen activation
Cellular component (GO): extracellular matrix
Molecular function (GO): zinc ion binding; metalloendopeptidase activity
Source: RefSeq, a predicted model, not a curated record